Molecule: messenger RNA, 1362 nt
Organism: Trifolium pratense (red clover)
Lineage: Eukaryota; Viridiplantae; Streptophyta; Magnoliopsida; Fabales; Fabaceae
Product: polygalacturonase inhibitor 2-like
Exons: 1
Coding region: 80-1099 (339 amino acids)
Molecular function (GO): protein binding
Source: RefSeq, a predicted model, not a curated record
UCUAAUAGCUAUACUUCAUAAAAGCCUAUAAAUAUCCCUCCAAAUCCAGCAACAAACAAAUGAAGCAAACAAGAACAAAAUGAUAUCAACCAUGCAACAAUUCUCCUCAUGCAUAUUACUUCUCCUAAUGAUCCUAACCGCACAUAAUUUCAUUCCUGCUAACUCAGAAAAUUGCAAUCCAGAUGACAAAAAAGCCCUUCUCCAAAUCAAGAAACAAUUUGGCAACCCAACUCAACUCUCUUCAUGGGAUCCAACCACAGACUGUUGCAACAGCACAUGGCUAGGUGUAGAUUGUGACAACUUCACCCCAACUUACCGUGUCACAAACCUCGAAUUCUCCGACCUCAACCUUCCCAAACCUGUCCACUUUCCACCCUCUAUAACUAACCUUCCUUCCCUUGUUGACCUCUCUCUGACCCGCAUUCCCAACCUUGUUGGUCCUAUCCCGCUCUCCAUUGCCAACCUCACCACACUCCGGUAUAUCACCAUCACCCAAACCAACAUCUCCGGCGAGAUACCCUACACCCUUUCACAGAUCAAAACACUUGUAACCAUCGAGUUCAAUUACAACAAACUCAUCGGUCCCCUCCUCGCCUCACUUUCAACUAUCCCUAGCCUUGUUGGAAUUGGCUUCAACGGCAACCAACUCACCGGAACAAUACCUGAAUCGUACGGCUCAUUCCCGCCUCUCUUUACAGGGUUGCUUCUCUCACGAAACCGUCUCUCAGGGAAGAUUCCGGCUUCACUCGGGAAACUGAACCUUGCUGACUUGGACUUGUCACGGAACAUGUUGGAGGGUGAUGCAUCGAUGUUUUUUAAGUCGAACAUACUUACUUAUACUAUAUCUUUGGCGAUGAACUCAUUCACUUUUGAUAUUGGGAAAGUUGGGCUGUCAAAGGAUUUGAAUAAGUUGGAUAUAAGGAACAAUAAAAUCUAUGGUAGGCUACCUGAAGGAUUGGCGAAUCUCCGGUAUCUGCACAAGUUGAAUGUGAGCAACAAUAAUCUGUGUGGUCAGAUUCCAAGCUUAAGGUUUGACGAGAGUUGUUAUGCUCAUAAUAAGUGCUUGUGUGGUUCUCCUCUUCCUGCUUGCAAGACUUGAACUGAAUUAACAUAUCCUACAAAAUUUACAUAUAUGUGUCUUGAAUAAAGAAGAUGGUGGUCUUCAAUUUCAUUUCUAUUUCUAUUAUAAUACAUAUAAGAAAGAUGUAUUGAAAAAAUGAGAUUAAUUUUGAUACAUUGUAAAUAGUUUUAUAUUGUCCACAAAUUGCUACGACUCAUAUGUGUUGGGGAGAGAUGAUAUAUAUGGACAUUCAAGAAGCAGAAUUAAAAAAAUUAUGUGUCAAUCUUAUAAGCAAUAUUUCA